Ilex paraguariensis (yerba mate) is the source of this 1267-nucleotide messenger RNA. Lineage: Eukaryota; Viridiplantae; Streptophyta; Magnoliopsida; Aquifoliales; Aquifoliaceae. The record is from the annotation of a GenBank genome assembly.
UAAAUACCUCACUCUCUCACGAGAAAACGUCACCGAUUACUCAAAUAGCAAUUUCGUACAAGACCAAUAGCAAAACGACAGCGUAAUUUGCACACGCCAUUUCUUCUCUCCGUUUUGGUUCUCAUUUUACAUGCUUUUCUCGCUCUCUCGCUAUAUCACAAUACUCUGAUCUGCAAUUCGGAUCCACCCAAAAAUAUCAAUCUCGAUACUUGUGUGCAUGUAGAAGGAUCUUUGUAAUUGAAUACUUUCAGAUCUCAAAUUUCGAUGGAAAUGGCUUCGGUCUCUUCCAGUCCGCGAUCUGUAGAAGAGAUCUUCAAAGAACACAGCAGUCGACGAGCCGGCAUAGUUCGUGCUUUAACUUACGAUGUGGAUCAAUUCUAUGGACUCUGUGAUCCAGAGAAGGAGAAUUUGUGUCUUUAUGGACAUCCAAAUGAAACUUGGGAAGUCAAUCUUCCUGCGGAGGAAGUUCCUCCUGAGCUUCCUGAACCGGCUCUUGGGAUCAAUUUUGCUAGGGAUGGCAUGGAUCGUAGAGAUUGGCUUUCGCUGGUCGCUGUUCACAGUGAUUGUUGGUUGCUUUCUGUGGCUUUCUAUCUUGGUGCCCGGCUUAACCGCAAUGAAAGGAAGCGCCUAUUUAGCUUGAUCAAUGAUCUGCCCACCGUAUUUGAAGUUGUGACGGACAGGAAGAGUGUAAAGGACAAGCCUAGCGCUGAUAGUGGAAACAAAUCUAGGGGCAGCACUAAGAGAUCUAGUGAUGGACAGGUGAAAACCAACCCCAAGUUGGCAGAUGAAAGUUAUGAGGAAGAAGAAGAUGAACAUAGUGAAACCCUAUGUGGGAGCUGUGGCGGGAAUUACAGUGCAGACGAGUUUUGGAUUGGGUGUGACAUCUGUGAGAGGUGGUUCCACGGAAAGUGCGUGAAGAUAACACCUGCCAAAGCUGAGAACAUAAAACAAUACAAAUGCCCAUCUUGCAGCAUGAAGCGGAACAGGCAGUAGUAGUCACUGUAACCUACAAAGGGAGAGGGGGGAGGGGGGAUACAGUUGAUUUGGUGACUAACAAAGUAGUACAGCAGUAUUACAUUUUCUGUGUUUGCAAUGACUAUGUUGUCGUGAUGGUUGUUUAUACUAUACCAUAAGCUGUUGAUGAGGUUGAUGUUUGGCUUCUUCCUAUCAUCAAGUCCUUACUUGAAUGCUGUGCUUAUGUUUAUGAAAUACUUAAUUUAUUUUAGUUGCUUCUAUAUUUUUAUCAAUUGCCAUGAAGCCUUCUCUG